Sclerotinia sclerotiorum 1980 UF-70 is the source of this 2142-nucleotide messenger RNA. RefSeq lists its product as hypothetical. The transcript is spliced from 3 exons. Gene Ontology annotation, biological process: carbohydrate metabolic process. Bases 1 to 2142 code for a protein of 713 amino acids. Lineage: Eukaryota; Fungi; Ascomycota; Leotiomycetes; Helotiales; Sclerotiniaceae. The record is from RefSeq and is a predicted model, not a curated record.
AUGUUCUCCCCUUCUUCUCUUUUUAGGGAGUUGCAUUUAAUUCCUUUGUUUCUCCGUAUCUUCAUCUUUACAAAUUUAGUGAACUCUUUGCCACGAUCUUCUACAUACCAAAAUCAAAACCAACAUCCCUCAAAGAAAUACGCUAGUGCUAUUCCAAACUGGCACAAAUAUGUCAGAGCUCCUUCUUCUAGUGUAAUCGCACCUCAAGGCAUUGCCAACAUGUCGGGAGAAGUCACUAAUCCCGAUGCUCUCCUUCAAAGAGGUGGCCAAGUUACGACUUUGACUAGAGCUAACGGAUCAGCUAAUAUCCCUUCGAUCACCGUUGACUUUGGACAAAACAUGGCAGGAUACUUGAGCAUUAACUUUGCCGGUGCUUCCAAAACUCCUCCUGGCAUCCGGCUAGCCUUUUCCGAGAGAUUGGAAUACAUAUCUGACGUCAGUGACUUUUCAAGGUCCAACCACGAUGAACAUGGAUGUCAAUAUGGUACUAAAGUAUGUGCAGAUGGCAUUCACGGUUUCCGAUAUAUCAGAAUCUUUCUCGACGCAUUGCCUGAAGAUGCCCCAUAUACUGUACCAUAUGGAACGGUAGCUAUCGAUUACUUGAGCUUGAAGUUUUCAGGUGUCCGCGGUACACCAGACACCUUCACGGGUUGGUUUGAAAGUUCCGAUGAGGAUCUCAAUCAAUGGUGGUAUGAUGGUGUAUACACCAAUGACAUAGCAACCGACAUUUUCACUCUCAAUUCCACCGAGCCUCGAAAUGCAUUUAGCCUGACGCUCGAUGGUAAAUUAGUUCUAAUGGAUGGCGCAAAACGAGAUAGAGAUCCAUAUGUUGGUGAUAUUGCAGUUGCAGGAAAGACAUUAUUCUUGUCACAUAAUAAACCAGAAGCUUCUCGUAAUGUUCUUGCUGACUUGGCAGAUCAUCAACGUGCCGAUGGAUGGAUUCCUCCCGCAUCUAUUGCCGGCUAUGAGCUUCAUCUUCUCGACUAUCCAUUAUGGUGGAUUGUUUCUAGUUACGACCUAUUGAUGUAUACUGGCGACAACGAUUACAUUCGAAAAUACUACCCCAAUCUCGUUAAAUGCCUAGACGUAUUCUACCCAUCAGUCACAGAUGCCGGCACCACUCUCAUCUGGAAAGGAGUCGGUGUCUCUGGAGAUUAUGGUGACUAUGCAUUUCUUCCUCGUAUAGGUCCAGUCACGUAUUACAGUGCUCUCUAUGUCCUUGCCCUUGAGAACGCCGCUGCCAUCGCUAAAUCUCAAGGACAAUCCGCCGAUGCUUCUCGCUGGCUCGCUCGCGCUAAAGUUGUAUCCGAUGCACUGAAUUCACACAAUUUCGAUAACUCAGUAGGUGCAUUUUUCGAUGGAGGCUGCGGAAAUGGAUUAUGCAAUACCCAUUCCCAAGAUGGAAACUCUAUAUCUAUCCUCGCAGGAGUUACGAAUACAUCCCGCUCCACCUCGAUUCUCAACUACCUCAAUAGCGCCAAUCGUCGCUUCUACGGUAACUCAUUUUACGACAAUGAUGUUUUGUCCGAUGGUUUCUCUCAGCGUGUCUACGCAUUUAUUUCCUUCUUCGAAAUAUCCGCUCGAUUCAAGACAAACCUCGUAUCCAGCGCUUUCGACGAAAUCAGAAGAUUGUACGGCUGGAUGGCAAACAAUGAUCCGAAAAUCACCAUGUGGGAAGGUAUCGGAGCAAAUGGAAGCGCAUACCAAGGAGGUUUUACAAGUAUGGCUCAUGGAUGGAGUACCGGUAUCGUACCCGAAAUGAGUAAUUAUGUUUUAGGCGUUAUACCUACCGGACCUGGAUUUUCCACCUGGAGCGUGAAACCCUAUCCUGGUGAUCUCUCUUGGGCUAAGGGUCAGGUUCCUACUCCUCAUGGUCCUAUCAUAGUGGAUUGGAGUAUUAAUUCUAGUGGUUGGUUUGUGUUGAGUGUGGAUGCUCCCGUCGAUACAACUGGAACGGUUAGUUUACCUGUUCAGUUUGGCGCUUCUGCGAAAGCCGAUUCUGUGCUGGAGAUUUCGGUAGAUGGGGAAAUGGCGUGGGAUGAUGGUCCCGUGGCUUUUGAUGCGGUUUUGGAUGCUAGUGAUGGGUAUGUUAGUUUGGUUUUGCAGGGGGGUACUACUCAUACUAUUACGGUUAAGGUUUAG